Molecule: messenger RNA, 1454 nt
Organism: Paramuricea clavata
Lineage: Eukaryota; Metazoa; Cnidaria; Anthozoa; Malacalcyonacea; Plexauridae
Source: the annotation of a GenBank genome assembly
AUGCCUGUCUUUUGCGAACUUGAUAUGGGUAAGGUACUUUUUACUAAAUCAAAAGUUUCGUAUCGGAAUCUUUCGGCGAUGAAUCUGGACGCUCUGAGAGCUGACCUUUUUAACUCUGAUCGCUGUAAAAACACUGAUAUGUUUGAUGUAAAUGAGCUUGCUAUAUGUUAUAAUAAAACACUUGAAUCAACCAUAAAUAGGCAUGCUCCAUUAAGAACUAAAACGAUCGUUACUCGGCCCUAUUUACCUUGGUUUAACACUGAAGUAAAAUCUGCAAAAAGAGAGCAAAGAAGAGCUGAACGAAAAUGGAGAAGAACUAAACAGCCUCAUGAUUUUCAAAUCUACAAAUCUAAGAAAAACUAUAUGAUAUUUGUAAUGAACCGUUCUCGGAAAAAAAUUUAUACAGAUUUUGUCCUGGAACAUAGUUCAGAUCAACGGAAACUAUUUAACGCCGCUAAGUCUCUCUUUCAUCAGAGAAAUGAUCUUAAUUUUCCCGCAUAUGAAAACCAGAUUAUGUUAGCUAAUGAUAUUGGGAAUUUUUCGUGCAGAAAAUUGAAAACAUUCGAAGUGAACUUGAUUUGUCAGCUUCAGACUUGCACAAUCGUGUCUUCGAUAAAUCUAUUGCAUUGAAUGCCUGCUUUGAUUCAUUUGAGCAAUUAAGUGAAGAAGAUGUAAAAAAUUUGAUAACUAAAUCAAAUGGGAAAACUAGUUCAUUGGAUCCAAUGCCGACUUCGAUUGUCGUACAGUGUCAAGAUAUUCUUCUUCCUGUUCUUACAAGGAUGAUAAACAUGUCAUUAGAUUCUGGUGUUUUUCCUCCUGAAUGGAAGGUAGCGGAUGUUUGUCCGUUACUUAAGAAAUCGAAUUUGGACACUUGCACUGCUUUUGAAAACCUUAGACCUGUUAGCAAUCUGUCGUACGUAUCGAAGCUUACUGAACGUACAGUCUUCAAUCAAACAAACGAUUUUCUGAAUACACAAAGAUUGUAUCCUAAAGGUCAGUCGGCAUAUCGUAAAUGCCAUAGCACUGAAACGGCUUUGCUACGAGUAACAAACGAUAUCAUGAUGAAUAUGAACCGUCAACAUGUUACUCUAUUGGUAAUGCUAGAUCUUAGCUCCGCAUUCGACACCGUUGAUCAUGACAUUCUGCUUCGUAGAUUGAAUCAUGAAUUUGGAAUAAAGGGGCGGGUUCUAGAGUGGUUUACUUCUUAUCUCAGUAAACGUUCUCAAUUUAUUUCAGUCAACGGUGACCGAUCUAGACUUUUUGAUGUAUCAUGUGGAGUCACUCAGGGAUCAUGUUUGGGUUCCCUACUAUUUGUACUAUAUGUUAGUAAACUGUUUAACAUUGUGGAAAAACACCUACCUGAUGCUCAUGCAUUCGCUGACGCUUCACAACUCUAUGUAUCGUUCAAACCAGAUUCGACCUGUGAUCAACUUGCUGCAGUUGCUGCCUUAUAG